UUGUGUUUGCCAGGCUAUAUUCCGGGAGAUGGGCAGUGGAGGGGCAAGAGACCAGUCCAGAAACCUGAGGGCCUCCCCUGGCAGGCAGUAUGAGAUGGCAUAUCAGCUACCAAAAUCAGGCAGUGCAGAGCAAACUACAGGCCAGGGAAAGAAAGGGAAGAAGAACAGGAACCAACCAUUGUCCCCUGCCGCUCAGCACAAUGAAUCUGGUCAGAAUAGCGUGGGAAUCAAGCACAAGAAGAACAAAAAUAAAGGGGCAGAAAACAAACCAUCAACAAAUGUAACGAUUACCACACCGGCCAGCUCACAGGAAUCGGACCCAGAUGUGACCUCCCUUGAAGUGACCGUACCAAAGGCAGAGCACAUGUUCAUAGUUGGACCACAGAGGAGUCAUAUUCGAGAGAUUAGAGAAGCAACAGGGGUCAAGGUCAUAGUCCCUCCCUACAACUCCCCGUCCGAUAAGAUCACCCUCAAGGGAGAUAAGCUGCAACUCGGCCCAGCCCUUAAUCUCCUGUUUCUUAGAAGCCAGGAAGCACAAAUGGCAUUCCAUAGAGGAGCUUCAAAUCAGAGUCCCAGAUUUAACGAAAGCUUGAUGCAAGGUCAAGGUCACAACUCUGCAAUUGGCAAGCACCCUGACAAGACUCCUGCACCACCACAAGGACGUCAUUUGUCGGGUGAAAAUGUCUACGUUGUGCAAGAUGCCUUAGACACUGAGAGAUAUAAAGUCAAAGGCAAAACUCCUACAAGUCAGGGUCAAGUUCAGAGGUCAGACCACAAGAACUGGAGACAGCCGGGUUACCAUGGCAGCCAUCAGCAUGGUGGUGGUCAUCACAAGGGGAAAGGCCCCCAUGUACCAGUAUAUCAGGAGAUGGCUGGUCAUGGGCACCAUAUGAGUCACACCCCGCAGAAAGGUCAUGGUGGAAAUCAAGGUCAAGCUCAAGGUAGUGCAGGCAAAGGUCAAGGGCAAAGGCAAAGGAAAAGACAGCAAGUAUUUGCUGAGUAUCUGACACGGGAAGAACUCUCAGCAGGUCUUAAGACAGGUACUCUCAUUGAAGGGGCCAUCAGGAUCAACCCUAAGAACUAUGAGGAGGCAUACGUCCCCCACCCUGAUGGGACAUCAGACAUUCUGAUAUCCUCAUUCAAGCACAGGAACCGUGCCCUCAAUGGGGACGUUGUUGCUGUUCAACUGCUAGAAGAGGGGGAAUGGAAGUUCAACAAGGAUGAGCUUGCGAGUUAUGAGAACGAUUUGAACAAGUCAAGUAUUGGUCAGAAUUCCGAUGACGAAAUUGUCAUCGAGGCAGAAGAAAUUGUCGAAAUCUCAGUCUUAAACCAGCCUAGUCAUGGGGGCCAGAAAGCUGCAACAGGAAGUACUCCUGCAUCCCAGACUCCUAAACGGGAGAGCAGCAAGGGGGAGGACUCUAAACCUGAUUGCUCCAAGGGAGGUAAAUUCACUCCUAAAAGCAGAUUUACCACCCUGAAUGAUGUGAUGUCGGGGAACAGUCCUGUGAAGAAGAGACUUAGCUGUGAUCAAGGGAAUGUGGACGUGAAAAAGAUGCUUCAAAGGACAGGCAAGGUUGUUGCCAUUAUUGAGAGGAAGCACUCACGUGCAUGCACAGGACAAAUCCGCCCCAUGCAGGACAAGCAUUGUGGGAGGGCCUUGUUUGCACCCAACGACCACCGCAUGCCCAGGAUCAUGAUCCCCAUAGAGAACUGCCCCAAAGACUUCUUGGGGCGCCCUGACGACUAUGCCAGGAAUCUGUUUGUUGCCAGGGUAACAGACUGGAGGUCUGACUCUAUGAUGGCAGACGGUUGCCUCCACAAGAGCCUGGGUGAAGCAGGGGAGGUGGAACCAGAAACAGAAGGCAUGCUUAUUGAAAAUGGAGUAGACUAUGAUGAAUUUCCGCAACAGGCCUUGGACUGCCUGCCUCAAAAUCUUCCGUGGCGUAUCCCUGAGUCAGAGAUGGAGGAGCGGGAAGAUUUCCGCCGUCAGUGUGUGUUCACAAUUGACCCUGCCACUGCACGUGACCUUGAUGACGCAUUGUCAUGUGAGGAUCUCGGAAACGGCAGGUACAAAGUUGGGGUGCACAUUGCUGAUGUGAGCUACUUUGUUGAUGAAGAAACAGUGUUGGACAGAGUAGCUGCCCUUAGGUCCACCAGUGUGUAUCUUGUGCAUAAGGUGAUACCCAUGUUGCCAAGGCUCCUGUGUGAGCAGCUGUGCAGUUUGAACCCUGAUGAGGACCGACUGACCUUCAGUGUGCAGUGGACCAUCACAGAGAAUGGGGAGAUCGAGGACGAGUGGUUUGGGCGCUCGAUUAUUCGCUCAUGCGUGAAGCUGGCCUAUGACCAUGCCCAGGGCUUCAUUGAGCAACCAGAGCGGGACUGGGGCCAGCAGGAGUUGCCUCCUCUCUCAAAGGGUUACACCGUGGACGAUAUCAAGUCUCGAGUACUCAACCUGCACAAGAUUGCAGUGAAGCUCCGUGCAGGCCGUAUGUCCAGUGGGGCCCUCCGUCUAGACCAGGUUAAGUUACAGUACAGCCUGGACAGAGAGACUGGCCUGCCCAACGGCUACACUGUGUACCAGCAGAAGGACAGCAAUAAGCUCGUGGAAGAGUUCAUGUUGCUGGCCAACAUGGCAGUGGCACAUAGGAUCAACAGGGAAUUCCCUGACAAAGCGUUGCUACGACGACACCCCCCACCCCAGGAGAAGAUGCUAGAGACUCUGCGCGACCAAUGCAGUGCCCUUGGGAUUCACAUUGACACGAGCUCCGCUGGAGCCUUCCAGAGGUCACUGCUGAAUUACUAUGGCGAGGAUGACUUCUCCAUGGCUAGAAUGCAGGUCCUGGUGGCACUGUGUUCCAAACCAAUGCAGAAUGCCAAGUAUUUUUGCUCUGGGUCUAUACCGGAUGAGCACAUGUACCACCACUAUGCGCUGAACGUGCCUCUAUACACGCACUUCACAAGUCCGAUACGCAGGUACCCGGACAUCCUGGUGCACAGGUUGCUGGCCGCCUCCCUAGACUACUGUGCUGAGUCUAAAAGAUCCUCAAAGGAGAUACAGAAGUGGGCUGACCACGCCAACGAUAAAAAACUGGCAGCAAAGAGAGUUGGUGACCUGAGCAGCGAGCUCUUUUUCUCCGUCUUUGUCAAGACAGCUGGUCCCCUGGAGGAGAAGGCGAUGGUGAUGGGAGUCAUGGACAAGGCCUUCGACAUCUUCGUGCUGCGCCUUGGGGUCUCCAAGAGAGUCUACUGUGAUAAACUGCCCCUGAAGGAAAAGAUCUUCAGACGAGAGCACAAGGUUCCCAGCCUUGUGUUGGUGUGGCAGGCAGUAGAUGGGGAACCAGAAGUGAGGCAAGAAAUCACUAUUUUCACCGUGGUGGACUGUGUGCUGGCAACUGGGGAUCUCCCAACAACAUGGACGGCAGUUGUGAAGCGUCCAGAACCACACAACUUUGAUGCCUUUGGGUUGAUGGGUGGGGCAAAUCAGCAGAUGGGUGGGGCAUUUGAGCAGAUUAAAAGGGCACAUCAGCACAAUUCCCUGGAGGGAGGAUUGGAAGGAGGUGGGACAGGGGACCUGGCUGACAGGGAGAUGGGGCAUAACGAUGAAGAGUUGUCAAGGGCUACCGAGGCACUGAGUUUGAAUGCUGAACAUGGGAAAUGAACGUCAAUUCAUAAUGAAAAUUCAUAUAUGAAAGUUAUAAGCCAAAAAUGAAAAAUUACUCUUAACUGAAUGUGAGCUUAAAAUAUUAUUGAUACAUUGAGAUUUGAUAAGUGUUGGUGUAUACUUUAUACAAUCAUCACUAAGAUGUGACUAAAGAAUCUUCAAACAUGGGCCCAGAUGUUAUGUCCUGUUGUGUUCUAAGUACCGGUAUGAAACAUAGACAAUUUAGUGUGAUGUCAGUGAUAUUUCUCUAUUGAAUUAUACUUAUUGUUCAAGAUUUGUGUGCUUCUGAAAAUGCCAAGUGCAAUGAAUGUACUUGUCAGUAUUGUCAUUGUAUCUCGUGUAAAAAAAUAUGAGCUUAACUCUGGGAAGACUGAGCUGAAUGCAUGUGCGUAAUGUGUCGUCCCUGAUUAGCCUGUUCAGCCUGCACAGGCUAAUCAGGGACGACACUUUCAGCUUUUGUAGUAUUUAUAUGUUGAAAGAAAGUCUCUUUUUAGCCAAAAUCCAGUCUAGGCAGAAAGUGUAGUCUGUGAUCCAGUCUAGGCAGAAAGUGUAGUCCGUGAUCCAGUCUAGGCAGAAAGUGUAGUCCGUGAUCCAGUCUAGGCAGAAAGUGUAGUCCGUGAUCCAGUCUAGGCAGAAAGUGUAGUCUGUGAUCCAGUCUAGGCAGAAAGUGUAGUCCGUGAUCCAGUCUAGGCAGAAAGUGUAGUCCGUGAUCCAGUCUAGGCAGAAAGUGUAGUCCGUGAUCCAGUCUAGGCAGAAAGUGUAGUCCGUGAUCCAGUCUAGGCAGAAAGUGUAGUCCGUAAUCCAGUCUAGGCAGAAAGUGUAGUCCGUGAUCCAGUCUAGGCAGAAA
Dreissena polymorpha is the source of this 4508-nucleotide messenger RNA. Its product is annotated as DIS3-like exonuclease 2. Gene Ontology annotation, cellular component: exosome (RNase complex); P-body. Lineage: Eukaryota; Metazoa; Mollusca; Bivalvia; Myida; Dreissenidae. The record is from RefSeq and is a predicted model, not a curated record. Gene Ontology annotation, molecular function: RNA binding; 3'-5'-RNA exonuclease activity. Gene Ontology annotation, biological process: miRNA catabolic process. Bases 29 to 3658 code for a protein of 1209 amino acids. The transcript is spliced from 26 exons.